AUGGAAAGUGAAACUGAAAGAAAAAUAGCGAGACUGGAGUUGGAGAUUCUUGAACUGAAAAUACAGCGUGGAAAAGGGGCAGAUAAAUCUUCAGAAGAGUCGAAACCGACGGGAGAAAAGUCUUCAUUGAGUGACCUAGAGUUGGAAAAAAGAAAAGUUGAUCUUCAAUGCCAAAUCUUGACAGGGAAAAUUAAUCGAAAGAAACCACUUUUUGGAGCCCCUGUAAGAGAAAAGACGGAGGAAAAAUUGGGGCCUUCGGUGAAGGAAAUCCGACUGAAACGUGAAGAAAAACGUUUGGGGAUUGAAAUGUUAAAAAUUAGAUUGGAAACAACAAAAGCAGGAGCGACGACAUCCGUGGAUCAGGGAGAAAGAUUGGAACAAAUAAAAGGAAACGAGGAGUUUUCAGUGAAGGAAUUGGGAUUGGAACGAGAGAAAAUGCAGUUAGAGGUUCAGAUAUUGGAUAUACAAUUGGAACGAAAAGAAUCAGAAAUGAAAUUUGUGGAAAAGGCAAUGAUGGAAGAGGAACAAUCGAAAGAAAGAUUGGAACCUUUAUCGAUGGAAUUGGGACUGGAACGAAAGAGAAAAGAGUUGGAGUCUCAAAUAUUGGAAAUGAAAUUGCAACAGAUGGGGACAGAAUUGGAGGUUAUUGAAAAGGAAAUUGAGAAGGAACAAUCGAAAGGAACAUUAGAGCCUUCACCGAUGGAGUUAGAACUGGGACGAAAGAAAAGACAUAUAGAGUCUCGAGUUAUGGAAAUGAAUUUGGAACGAGAGAAAGCACAAUUGGAGUCUCAAAUAUUGGGAAUGAAGUUGGAACGAAUAGAGACAGAAGCGAAGUUUGGAGUGAAGAGAAAACAGCAACCUUCGCCAUUAGAACUUAAACUUACAGAGAGGAAAGCGCAUUUACGGUUUCAGAUCUUGGGAAUGAAAUUCAGACGGGAAGAGUUAGAACUGCGAUCUCUAACGAUGAAAGAAAUUCUCCUGGCAAGAAAUAAAGCUCCUUUGAAUAGCGAGGAUGUUAUUGCUUCAAGCGGUUCCACCAACCGAAUUGGAGUAAUGAAAAAUUCGAAUAAUAGCUAAAAAUGUGGUUUAAUAAGACAUUUCAGUAAAUUAAGAAGUGUCUGGAAAUUCUCCUUACACUUCACUUUAAUGUGUGUAUGUUAGUUUACAUCGCUGGGUUUAUAGAGCCAUAAAUAAUUUCACAAUGGAUUGCACCUUCAUAUUUAAUUAAGUAUAAAAAUACUUUCAGAACGAUUCUUAACUAACUUUUCCGAAGUAAAAUGGGAAGGGAUGUAUCAUGUAAGCAUUUUGUUACUUUGAUGAAAUAUGUGUAAUUGUAAUUGAACCAUUUACUAAUAAUGUGUUCCGUAAAUCUAUAUAAUCUUUGAAAUCUUUGAAAUAUAUACAUAACGAUAGACUAAGUAUUACU
Messenger RNA from Dendronephthya gigantea, 1426 nucleotides. Its product is annotated as trichohyalin-like. The transcript has 2 exons. The record is from RefSeq and is a predicted model, not a curated record. The coding region runs from base 1 to 1077 and encodes 358 amino acids. Lineage: Eukaryota; Metazoa; Cnidaria; Anthozoa; Malacalcyonacea; Nephtheidae.